GGCUACGACCGGGUUCGCUUUAAACCCGUUUGCAUUUCAUCAAAUCUCGCUCGCUAUUUCCCCCAAUCCUCUGCUGAAAACCGUCUCUGCCCCCUGAAGUCGCUGUCGGCUCCAUUCGCCAGUUCGCCACCAGAUAUGAGCGGCCAUGAUUCAAAAUACUUCUCCACAACUAAGAAAGGAGAAAUCCCUGAGCUCAAAGAGGAGCUCAAUUCUCAGUAUAAGGAUAAGAGAAAAGAUGCUGUUAAAAAGACAAUUGCAGCUAUGACAGUUGGGAAGGAUGUAUCAUCACUUUUCACAGAUGUCUUGAACUGUAUGCAGACUGAAAAUUUGGAGCUCAAAAAGCUUGUUUACUUGUAUCUCAUCAAUUAUGCUAAAAGUCAACCCGACCUAGCAAUACUUGCAGUUAAUACCUUCGUGAAGGAUACACAAGACCCAAAUCCUUUAAUCCGGGCUUUAGCUGUUCGAACAAUGGGAUGCAUCCGAGUUGAUAAAAUCACAGAAUAUCUUUGUGACCCCCUCCAGAGGUGUCUCAAGGAUGACGACCCAUAUGUUCGAAAAACAGCAGCUAUAUGUGUUGCUAAACUUUAUGACAUCAAUGCUGAGUUAGUUGAAGAUAGAGGUUUUCUUGAUGCCCUAAAAGAUCUCAUAUCUGACAAUAACCCUAUGGUAGUAGCAAAUGCUGUUGCAGCUCUUGCUGAAAUUCAAGAUAACAGCAGUACACCCAUUUUUGAGAUCACUAGCCAGACCUUGUCAAAGCUCCUUACAGCUCUAAACGAAUGCACUGAGUGGGGUCAAGUUUUUAUAUUGGAUGCUCUUUCAAAAUACAAGGCAGAAGAUGCUCGUGAAGCUGAAAAUAUAGUAGAGAGAGUUACUCCAAGACUGCAACAUGCGAAUUGUGCUGUAGUUCUUUCAGCUGUUAAGAUGAUUCUUCAACAAAUGGAACUCAUCACUAGUCCUGAUGUGGUACGGAAUUUGUGCAAGAAAAUGGCUCCUCCACUUGUAACAUUACUUUCUGCAGAACCUGAGAUUCAAUAUGUUGCAUUGAGGAACAUUAACCUUAUUGUACAGAAGCGCCCUACAAUCCUUGCCCAUGAAAUUAAGGUGUUCUUUUGCAAGUACAAUGAUCCAAUCUAUGUGAAGAUGGAAAAGUUAGAGAUCAUGAUAAAGCUUGCUUCAGAUAGAAACAUAGACCAGGUAUUAUUGGAAUUUAAAGAAUACGCAACAGAAGUAGAUGUAGAUUUUGUGAGAAAAGCUGUUCGUGCUAUUGGUCGAUGUGCUAUAAAAUUAGAAAGAGCAGCUGAACGUUGCAUUAGUGUUCUUCUAGAACUUAUCAAAAUCAAAGUCAACUAUGUUGUUCAAGAAGCCAUUAUAGUCAUCAAAGACAUUUUCAGAAGAUACCCCAACACAUAUGAAUCUAUUAUAGCCACACUCUGUGAGAGUUUGGACACAUUAGAUGAACCAGAAGCUAAGGCAUCAAUGAUUUGGAUAAUUGGUGAAUAUGCUGAAAGAAUCGAUAAUGCUGAUGAGCUUCUAGAAAGUUUUCUGGAAACCUUUCCGGAAGAACCUGCACAAGUUCAGUUACAGUUAUUAACUGCAACUGUAAAACUUUUUCUUAAAAAACCAACUGAAGGACCACAACAAAUGAUUCAGGUUGUUUUAAAUAAUGCCACUGUGGAAACCGAUAAUCCAGAUCUUCGUGAUCGUGCUUAUAUAUAUUGGCGUCUUCUUUCAACCGACCCCGAGGCUGCAAAAGAUGUUGUGUUAGCUGAGAAGCCAGUGAUAAGUGACGACUCAAACCAAUUUGAUUCCUCUCUCCUUGAUGAACUUUUAGCAAAUGUUGCCACUUUAUCAUCAGUAUACCACAAGCUUCCGGAAACAUUCGUGACACGUGUCAAAACCUUACAGAAAACAGAAGAGGAAGAGUUUCCGGAAGGUUCCGAAGGAGGGUAUUCCGAAACAUCAUCUGCACAUGUUCCUGAUAACGGGAUAAUCACAUCACCGCCACCUGUCGCCCCUGUCCCCGACCUGCUCGAUCUCAUUGGUCUUGAUAAUGAUAAUGAUAGUAAUAGUAGUGUGCUAUCGGUUGACCGGUCUUCAAAGUCAAAGCCUUCGUUGCCUGUUUUGUUGCCAGCUGGCAGUGGUCAAGGAUUGGAAAUCAGUGGUCAACUGGUUAGAAAAGAUGGUCAGAUUUUUUACAGUUUGAUGUUUGAGAACAAGAGUGAAGUUGCGUUGGAUGGAUUUAUGAUUCAGCUGAACAAGAAUACGUUUGGUAUUGCGGCUGGUGGGCCGCUUCAGGUCCCGCAAGUGCAACCGGGGACAUGUGAAAUGACGGUUUUGCCCAUGGUUCUGUUUCAGAAUAUAGCACCGGGCCCACCCAACUCCCUGUUGCAGGUUGCUGUGAAAAACAAUCAACAGCCUGUUUGGUAUUUUAGUGAUAAAGUCUCGUUGCUUGUGUUGUUUACUGAAGAUGGAAGAAUGGAACGUGGUGCUUUCCUUGAGACAUGGAAGUCAUUACCGGAUUCGAAUGAGGUGUCGAAAGAGAUGGAGGGAAUUGUGAUUAGCAAUGUGGAUGGAAUUGUAGAGCAGUUGUCUGUUUGGAAUAUGUUUUUUAUUGCUAAACGUAAGAAUGGGAAUCAGGAUGUAUUGUAUUUAUCAGCUAAGAUUCCAAGAGGGAUUCCAUUCCUGAUUGAAAUUACAGCGGUUAUUGGUGUCCCUGGAAUCAAGUGUGCUGUCAAAACUCCAAACCCAGAAAUGGCCCCCUUGUUCUUUGAUGCCUUGGAAUCACUCCUCAAGAGUUAAAAAAAAAAAAAAAAAAAAUUGUGGUGUUUGUCUUUUACUUAAAUGUGGACUUUAUUGGUUUUGUGUUUGUUAGAAUAUAUUAUUAUGUACAUGUUAUGAAAAGUUUGUAUUUUUUUAGGUGCAGUUUGUUGAACAAACUUUAACACUAUUUUGCAUAUGUAACUGCUGUGGAAUGAGAUAGUUUGGUUGGGACU
Molecule: messenger RNA, 2993 nt
Organism: Lactuca sativa (garden lettuce)
Lineage: Eukaryota; Viridiplantae; Streptophyta; Magnoliopsida; Asterales; Asteraceae
Product: beta-adaptin-like protein B
Biological process (GO): vesicle-mediated transport; intracellular protein transport
Cellular component (GO): clathrin adaptor complex; membrane coat
Molecular function (GO): clathrin binding
Source: RefSeq, a predicted model, not a curated record